This is a messenger RNA of Sipha flava (yellow sugarcane aphid), 1156 nucleotides long. RefSeq names its product gustatory receptor for sugar taste 61a-like. The record is from RefSeq and is a predicted model, not a curated record. Lineage: Eukaryota; Metazoa; Arthropoda; Insecta; Hemiptera; Aphididae. The transcript is spliced from 8 exons. Gene Ontology annotation, molecular function: taste receptor activity. Gene Ontology annotation, biological process: sensory perception of chemical stimulus; detection of chemical stimulus involved in sensory perception of taste. The coding region runs from base 47 to 1156 and encodes 369 amino acids. Gene Ontology annotation, cellular component: membrane.
UACUAAUUUUCCGACGAUACUUGGCCAGUGUUUAUGCCUGAUUCCAAUGUCGCAGGACGAGUUUCGAUUUUGCAGCGUGAGGACCAUACUAUCGGUAAUAGCGCUGCUCUGUCAGAUAGCCAUGACCAUUUUGAGCUUUUGCUGGUUGAAGGAAAGCGGCGCGAACAUAUUCAAAGGAGGCGUGGUACUGUUUUUUGGCGGUGCGGCAGUUACCAUGGCAUUGCUCAUCAAUCUGUCGAUCAACUGGUGUGGGCUGCUGAAAAAAUGGGAACAGGUGGAAGGGUACUUCGGUCACCAGAAGAAUUUGAAAUUGAAAUUUACUUUAAUAUCUAUUUUGUGUAUCAUAUUCUCAAUGGUGGAACAUUUGAGUUACUUGUUGACGGGAAUCAUAACGACGAAAAAGGAGAGUUCCCAAGAAGUGUUUGAAAUUUAUGUGUUAAGAAUGUUCCCACAAGUAUUCAACAUAAUCACAUACAACGUGUGGAUAGCCUUAUUGGUGUUGGUGAUCAAUUCCGUAUCAACUCUCACCCUGUGUUUUUCGGACCAACUCAUCAUCAUGGGCAGUAUAGCGUUGGGCAACUACUUUCAAUCAUUUAACGACCGCAUGAAAAUGUGUAAGGGAAAGAAAUUAACUUCCGACCAAUGGAAAACUUUAAGGGUCGAUUACACACGACUCUGCAAUUUGACCAGAUCGCUGAACGAUUGUUUAUGCCAUUUACUAUGCGUUUCUCUACUAUUGCAUUUAUACAUAAUAUGCGUGGAAAUGCACCAGGGUGUCUUAGAAAUAAACGAAAAUAACAGUUUGGGUCAUUACGUUCAUGCCAUACUUUCAUUUUUGGUUUCUUCAUUGCGAGGAUGUUUAUUAUGUCUGUGUUCCGUUAACGUAUAUGAGAACAGUAAAUUACCAAAAAGAUCACUCUAUGAUAUACCACAGCAGUCGUACUGCAAUGAAGUGGAAUUUUUUAUGUUGCAAAUACAAAAAGAUCAUGUCGGACUCACUGGAAGUCAUAUGUUUUUAAUGACCAGAAGGUUUUUAUUAACAAGAAAUCUCAGUUAUUACAAUACAAAAACAUGGAGAAUAAAAUACACGGGUAAUGUCGGAUUCAUCUCCAAACACGUUCUACCAAAAGGACAUUUAUGGGCUGCCUUAGCAUAA